Quercus robur (English oak) is the source of this 2705-nucleotide messenger RNA. Its product is annotated as E3 UFM1-protein ligase 1 homolog. The record is from RefSeq and is a predicted model, not a curated record. Gene Ontology annotation, biological process: response to endoplasmic reticulum stress; protein K69-linked ufmylation; regulation of proteasomal ubiquitin-dependent protein catabolic process. Lineage: Eukaryota; Viridiplantae; Streptophyta; Magnoliopsida; Fagales; Fagaceae. Bases 90 to 2543 code for a protein of 817 amino acids. Gene Ontology annotation, cellular component: endoplasmic reticulum membrane. Gene Ontology annotation, molecular function: UFM1 ligase activity. The transcript is spliced from 20 exons.
UAAUUAAAUAAAUCUCUCUCUCAAGUCUCUGUGUGAUCGCGGGGUGAGAGUGAUCAUAGCCAAAAAAAAAAAAAAAAAAAAAAAAAAAAAUGGAUGACGAAUUGCUGGAAUUGCAGAGACAGUUCGAGAGCGCACAGCAAGCGAAAUCGAGCAUCCGAUUAUCGGAGCGAAACGUCGUCGAAUUGGUCCAAAAACUUCACGAGCUCCACAUCAUCGAUUUCGAUCUUCUCCACACCGUCUCUGGCAAAGAAUACAUCACUCCUGAGCAACUGAGGCAUGAAAUGGUGGUGGAGAUCAAGAAAUUAGGGCGUGUUUCUCUGAUUGAUCUUGCGGACACUACGGGUGUUGAUUUGUAUUACGUUGAGAGUCAAGCUCAACAUGUUGUUUCUGAUGAUCCGGGGCUUAUGUUAUUUCAAGGAGAGAUAAUAUCACAAUCUUAUUGGGACUCUAUGGCUGAAGAAAUCAACGAUAGGCUUCAAGAAUGUAGCCAAAUUGCUUUGGCAGAGAUUGCCACACAGUUAAAUGUUGGUUCAGAAAUGGUCACCUCUGUGUUGGAGCCGCGCCUUGGGACUUUGGUGAAAGGUAGGCUUGAAGGUGGGCAGUUGUAUACGCCUGCAUAUGUUGCUCGUGUUAGCGCCAUGGUUCGUGGCUCUGCAAGGGGUAUUACAGUCCCAACUAAUUUGUCUGCGUUGUGGAGCUCACUGCAACAACAACUGCAUGAAAUGGAUGGAGCCAGUGGUGUGGCCAUUGACGGUUCAUUUUUCCAAUCCCUAUUUAAUGGGAUUGUGAAGGAAGGCGAGGUUUUGGGAUCACUACGUGCAGGAGUUCAUUGGACACCUAAUGUCUUUGCCAUUGCUCAAAAGGAGUGUGUAGAUUCUUUCUUUUCACAGAAUUCUUUUAUCAGCUAUGAAAAUCUGCAUAAACUUGGAAUUUCCCAGCCCGUUCAGUUCUUGCAGUCCAGAUAUCCUGAAGGUGUGCCUUUAGUCUCUGUGUUUGUUCACCCCUCAAUGAUUGAGAUGCUGGAUGCUGCUACUGAGGAUGCUCUUGAGGGUGGUAGUUGGAUUGAUUCUCUUUCUGUAUUACCUGCAUCAUUUGGACCCCAGGACGCUUUUAAAAUUAUGUCCCUCUGCCCAUCUGUUCAGCUGGCUCUCAAGUCUAAUAAAGCACUCGUUUUUGGGGAGUCUUAUGUAUUUAGCAAUGGCUUUGUCAAGGUUGUGUAUGAUCGAAUGGAGAAAGAGUUGGAACACGUUAGUGUUUCAGGGUCUUCUGGUAUUAUACUGUCUGAUGAUUCACAAUUUGUCAACGCAGCUAAAGUUGGACAUGAUUCAAACAGGUCAAUUGAGUCAUUUGACACUGGUAGUGAGACUGGUAAUAGUAAACAGGCUGUUGAGAAAGGACCAAAAAAGAGAAAGGGAAAAUCUGCUGGGAAUGCGGGUGCACCUGAAAGUGUUUCUGAUAACCAGGAGUAUGUCCCAACAAAAUCCAAGAAAAACCAGAGGAAAGGCAAGGAUACGUCUUCCUUACAAGUGUCAGACUCAAAAACAGGUGCUAAGAAAGAAUCAGUUAGAGCAAAAGAUGACAAUCUCAGCAUUCCUUCUGAAGAAUGGGUAAUGCAGAAGAUUCUGAUGCUAGUUCCUGAUUUUGAGGAACAAGGUGUAGAUGAUCCCGAAACAAUCCUUAGACCUUUAGCAAACCAUUUGAGACCUAUGCUAAUCAAUUCAUUGAAGGCCAGAAGGAAGGCAGUAUUUACAGAAAAUGCAGAUAGAAUAAAACGCUUGCUUGAUAAUUUACAAAGGAAACUUGAUGAGUCUUUCUUAAGCAUGCAGCUGUAUGAAAGGGCUUUAGAUUUGUUUGAAGAUGAUCAAUCAACUUCAGUUAUUUUGCACCGGCAUUUAUUAAGAACAGCUGCUGCUUCCAUUUUGGAUACACUCUUACAUAACUUGGACAUCCACAACAAAUUGAAGAAUGGAAUCGAAGUUGAGGAAGCCCAGAAUUCCGAAUCUGUUUCACUCAGUCCUGGAGAAAGAACUGCAAUUGCAAAGAGUUUUCCAGGAUCUCUGUCGAAUAAGGCUCUUGCGGUAGUUGAUGCUUUGGAAGGAAAGCGGGUAGAAACAUUCAUGGAUGCGUUUAGAGAGAUAGUGGAAGAGAGUGGGUUACUCUUGAAGAAGCUUGACAAGAAAUUGGAGAGAACACUUCUGCAUUCAUAUCGCAAGGAUUUGACGUCUCAAGUUUCUGCUGAAACUGAUCCAGUUUCGCUUCUGGCAAAAGUUGUCUCCUUACUGUAUAUACAGGUUCACCAUAAAGCUCUUCAAGCCCCAGGAAGGGCCAUUUCAGUUGCUGUUUCUCGAUUGAAGGAUAAACUAGAUGAUUCAGCAUACAAGAUCUUAACUGAUUACCAAACUGCAACAGUGACACUUUUAGCACUAAUAUCUGCUGCAACUGGUGGUGAAGAAGACUGUUCAUCUGAUAGAAUUUUGACCAAGAGGGAGCUUUUGGAAAAUCAAAUGCCAGCACUGAAAGGCCUGGUCUUGAGCGCCUCAUGAUCUUGAUUCUGGAUGAAGACAAAUAGGCCAAGUCAGUCGUUGAAAGAAGAAAUAGUGAACUGUUUGAUGCUCCACAAUUUCUCUUUUAAAUUUGAGGGGCAAUAGUAUUUUCAGCAAAACUAGAAAUGUUAAUUCAAUCAUGAUGUUUCAUUUUUGUUUUUA